This is a messenger RNA of Etheostoma cragini (Arkansas darter), 1468 nucleotides long. RefSeq names its product isopentenyl-diphosphate delta isomerase 1 (gene idi1). The record is from RefSeq and is a predicted model, not a curated record. Gene Ontology annotation, molecular function: isopentenyl-diphosphate delta-isomerase activity. Bases 159 to 1016 code for a protein of 285 amino acids. NCBI's taxonomy places the organism in Eukaryota, Metazoa, Chordata, Actinopteri, Perciformes, Percidae. Gene Ontology annotation, cellular component: cytoplasm. Gene Ontology annotation, biological process: isopentenyl diphosphate biosynthetic process; isoprenoid biosynthetic process. The transcript is spliced from 7 exons.
UGCUUAGGUAUCCAAUGAAAACCCGUGACCUCAGAAGCAGGGAGUGAAAGCUAGGUGGUUCAGUUAUCAGCUCUAGAAUAUCGUCGUGACUCGUGAGCAAACGCAAAAUACGUUAAAAUACGAGGUUUACCAACUUGAAACCGGACAAUUGCUUCGCGAUGGUGCGGGCUGUGUGGGCGGUGCUUCGGAUGGUGUCCUGCGAGGGAGCCGCUGUGCUGAAAUCAAACGUACCUGGCGCUGGCAGAGUUACUGCACCGCGAGACACAUCUAUUUACACGCCUGUUACUUUCUGCAGAGCUAUAUCAAGUGAGGUGAGACCGCCUGCAGUCACAAUGCCCAAGAUAACCACAGAUCACCUGGACGAGAAGCAGGUACAGCUGCUGUCCGAGAUGUGCAUCCUCAUCGACGAGGACGACCACAAGAUCGGAGCGGACACCAAGAAGAACUGCCACCUCAACUCCAACAUUGACAACGGUUUAUUACACAGAGCGUUCAGCGUGUUCAUUUUCAACAGUGAGGAGAAGCUGCUCUUACAACAGAGGUCUGAUGCCAAAAUCACGUUUCCAGGCUGUUUCACAAACACAUGUUGCAGUCACCCUUUACACACAGAGAGUGAGCUGGAGGAGAAGGAAGCAAUAGGAGUGAGGAGAGCUGCUCAGAGGAGACUCAAAGCUGAACUGGGUAUCCCCAUGGAACAGGUGACACCCGAUGAAAUGACGUACCUGACGAGGAUCCACUACAAGGCCCAGUCAGACGGCGUGUGGGGGGAACAUGAGAUCGACUACAUCCUCUUCAUGCAGAAGGACGUGGAGUUGAACCCAGACCCCAAUGAGAUUAAAAGCCACUGCUAUGUGAGCAAGGAGGAGAUGAAGGAGAUGUUAGAGAAGGCCAAGCGCAAAGAACUGGAGAUCACACCCUGGUUCAGUCUCAUUGCAGAGACCUUCCUGUUCCAGUGGUGGGACAACCUGCAGAACCUCAAGCAGUUCAUGGAUCACAACAGGAUCCACCGCAUGUAACCAAAACAGAGAUCGGCCUCUACCUUCAGUCAUUUAAAACCUGUCCGUUAAGCUGCUAGAGACCCCUGAUGAUCUGGGGGCAUUCGUCAACAUCUGAGUUAAUGCAAGGAGGGAUGAUAGCGUGACUCCCAGUAUUUAUGUAGUAUUUAGAAAACCUAUACAUCAGGUAGUCUGAUCAGAUGCACACUGCAGUAAAGCCAUUCAACAUCUUAUUUUAUUAGGAAAAAAAAUGCAAUCUUCUUAUUAACAACUUAAUGAAGUGAAUAGCCUAUUUUUAUAUAAAAACUUAAAGUGCCUGAGCACAGGUCAUUAGGUGAAGAAGAAGAAUAGUGUACUGAGGUAAUGUCACAACAACUACUCUACUACUUCUGUAUUUUGUCAACCAUGAUAUCAGUGAACAAGCUUUGUCUUUGCACUCUUUUACACAAUAAAGUGUUUGGUUGUUGUCAUUG